UCUUAUAUGACGAGAUGAUUAAGAGAGCUGAACAUUCUCCAAACGGAGUUUCCUGUUUACUCCCUUUUUGCGCUCAAACGAUACAGCUAUGGGAGCAGCACUACCACUAUGGCUCAAGUUUCUAGAUGAAGUAUGCACCUGUUUUCGGAACAGAGAGAUAGUGCUGAGUCCAUUCUGCAGACGUCCAAAGUAGUGACGGUGUUGACCGCAGCAGCUCUUCUCUAUACCCGCUCUGCAGGAGUCGCUUUUUUUGUGACCGGCGCAUUGCUAUGUUCAAAACUUGCUAAGAUCAUCAAGAAAGCAAUACGACAAGAACGCCCAUCACAGUUCUCCAGACAUAAAGUAUCCUAUGGUUCACAUGCAUCUACAUGCACCUUCUUCGCUGUAUAUAUUACCUUUGCUUGCCUUAAGCUACCUAUCCACCCUACCUUCCCUCGUUUCGCGACGUUCGCUCCAGUGGUUAUCUUACCUUGGACAUGCAUGAUAGCUAUGUCAAGGGUCCAGCUGGGUCAUCAUACAUGGCCACAGAUUGCGGCAGGAAUCUUACUUGGAGUCUGCUGUGCUAUUUUUUGGUUCGAACUAUGGGUGAACGAUGUGGGUGGCAUCAUGACAACUUCAUCAUCAGUAAAUGUUGAGUUCACUGUUAUCUCCCUUAUCUCACUUUUUUGGGUCAAUUAAGUGCAGUAUGCAUUCGUUCCUUACUUGCAAUAAGCCUUGAAGCUUGA
Messenger RNA from Suillus bovinus, 725 nucleotides. RefSeq lists its product as uncharacterized. The coding region runs from base 133 to 678 and encodes 181 amino acids. Lineage: Eukaryota; Fungi; Basidiomycota; Agaricomycetes; Boletales; Suillaceae. The transcript is spliced from 3 exons. The record is from RefSeq and is a predicted model, not a curated record.